CUGUUGAUUGAGCUUAACUUGUAUUAAACUCGGAAUAUUCCUUUAAUAAGAAUGUUGAAAAAAGAAAAGAAAAAAACAGCAGGGGACGCUAAAAGACUUUUGUAAUGCAGUUUUGUAAUGCAGGACAUAAUAUUUGGAUAUACUCAAAAAUAUUUCAGCCUAUUUUUAAGAUUUAUGCAUUUCAAACAGUAGGCUAACAUUAGGCUUAUCUUUAACUAAAUUAAAUGAGUAAAACCUAAAAUUGUAUUAAUUUUUUUUUUUUCAAGAUUACUAAAUUCCAUUUGAUAGAAUGAUGUUAUUACAUUUAAAUGCGUAAAUCUUAAAAAUGGGAUAAAUAUAUUUUGAGUGAUUCAGACAACCUAUAGCAAGCUACGAUGUUUCAUAAUACAGCCAUAAUAGAAUAUAAGCCUAUGAAACAUCGUGGGUUGCUAUAGGUUAUCUGAAUAUGAAAAUACCCAUAUAGCAUUGUAUAUGUUCAGACCUUUGUAUUCCUGAACAAAUAUUACUUUAAUUUAAUAUUUAAAUAUUAAAUUAAGGAAAUUUCGUUGAAUGAUCCUACUUCUGAUGAAAUAGUAGUCUCUUUAGGCCUAGUAUCUGUUGAUACUUCUACAAGUAUGUUUUAACAGUUUAAUUUUAGAUUCUUAAAGGUGUUAAGAUGCGAGGGCUUUGAAGAUACUAAAAGAAAAAAGUACACACAAGGCUGAUAAGCAUUUGACUGACGUGGCUAAACCAACCCUCAAACUUGUCACCCAAUAGCCUGCAAAGGGGUGGGGUAGUGAAGAGCAUUUAAAAGUACCUCAUUCAAACUCCCUGUUCACUGGACUCUUAAGCUUCUGUUUAAGGCACUUAGUCUGAACAACAAAAGUCGGAAACAUGGUUGAGUGGACAGAGUUUGAGCGGAACACCAUCCAGGACAUCUUCUCCAAGAUGAACUACGAAGUCGUUGGUCCCCAAGCUCUGGCAAGAUGUCUUAUUGUGUACCCCUGGACCCAGCGGUACUUCGGUAAUUUUGGAAACCUGUACAACGCCGCUGCUAUCAUGGGAAACCCCAUGGUUGCAGCUCACGGUAAAGUUGUCCUUAAUGGCCUUACCCAAGCUGUGAAGAACAUGGACAACAUCAAAGGCACCUAUGCCGAGCUAAGUGUGCUGCACUCUGAGAAGCUCCACGUAGAUCCUGACAACUUCAGGCUUUUGGCUGACUGCUUAACCGUCGUUGUUGCUGCUCAACUGGGAGCAUCAUUCACACCUAAUGUCCAGGCGGCUUUCCAGAAGUUCCUCGCUGUUGUGGUUUCCUCUCUCGGAAGACAGUACCACUAGAGGCAAACUUUGCUUUCACUGAUACACAGAGGACCAUCUUAUGUUUCAACAUAAUAAUUUGUUCUUCUGAAUAAAAGCAAAUAUAUGU
Myxocyprinus asiaticus (Chinese sucker) is the source of this 1405-nucleotide messenger RNA. RefSeq names its product hemoglobin subunit beta-2-like. Gene Ontology annotation, molecular function: oxygen binding; peroxidase activity; oxygen carrier activity. Gene Ontology annotation, biological process: oxygen transport; hydrogen peroxide catabolic process. Bases 874 to 1317 code for a protein of 147 amino acids. Gene Ontology annotation, cellular component: haptoglobin-hemoglobin complex; hemoglobin complex; blood microparticle. Lineage: Eukaryota; Metazoa; Chordata; Actinopteri; Cypriniformes; Catostomidae. The record is from RefSeq and is a predicted model, not a curated record. The transcript has 3 exons.